Molecule: messenger RNA, 1017 nt
Organism: Clonostachys rhizophaga
Lineage: Eukaryota; Fungi; Ascomycota; Sordariomycetes; Hypocreales; Bionectriaceae
Source: the annotation of a GenBank genome assembly
AUGGCAGACUGUAACUGCGCCCUGUGCGGGGCCCCAACGUUUCAUCCCACAUGGGACCCGGUGGAAGAGGUGGAUGAAAAUGGGAUGCGCCGAUACUCGAUGGCCACAUUAGUAUCUGGCCCUGAUGACCCUGAAUUAGCCCUUCCCCAGUUGCCGGCACCAGAUGAAGUUGACCAUGGUGGAAUCCCGACACCGUCAAAUGGACAAGUCAACAGCACCGAAGUUGGGGGCAUCGGAUGGGUCGAGAGUAAUGGUGGGCCGCACUAUACCUGGACCAUAGACUGGCACAACAGCGAUAUGUGGCGUUUCCCGUUUCAUUUGGAGUGCAUCAAGAUCCUGUGUCGAUACUUGGAUAUUCCAAUGUCGCAACUCAACAACACAUCCAUUUUUGAGGUGCUCAAGAGCUUGGAGGAACACAGCGAGCACGGGACAUUUCUCGAUAUCGACUAUGGCGAUAUCACCGACGUGAUGUGCGAAUGGACAAGAAACAGUAGCGAGGAUUAUUUCAUUUUCGAUCCUGUGAAUGUGACUAGCCUCACGGAAUUGUACCAGAAUCCUCCUCGCUGCGACGAUUCGAUUACACACGAGAAGAAGAUGGUCAGUGUGAAAGGCGACCCUUUCAGAAGGUUUUCACACGAGAUCAUUCUUCUCAUAAUGUCGGAGUUGGACGUGCCCACCACCUUUAAGAUGCGGCAAACCUCACCGGCUUUCUCAAACAUUGGGCUUGGGGUGAGUUUCUGGAAAUCGCAUAUCGUGGGCGAUAUGCCUUGGCUGUGGGAUUUCCCAGCUUCUACUCUGGUCCAAGUUGAAGGCGUUGAUUGGGAGAAACUCUACCGCACCUUGUACCGGGGAAGCAGGUAUAAUGCUGCCAACGGCUUCCAAUUCAACGGGCUGUGCAACAGGAGGAGAAUCUGGGAACAAAUGUGCCCUGUGUUCGCUGUGCCAUAUCUGGAGAACGAGUCCCGUCGAAGGCUUAAAGUUCCUGAAACCACCCAAAAUCAGGGACAUGAUGAAUGA